GUGGGGACCCGCACUAGGUAGGACUUGCGGCCGCCCUGGAAGUGCUCGCUGCAGACGCGGUGGCCCGUGGUGGGCUGAAAGGUGCUGAAGCAGCCGCUGACGCCCGCCCGGGAGACGUUCUUCAGCCAGAGGCGCCGCAGCUCCUCGUCCUUGGGGAAGGUGUAGAAGUGCAGCGCCUUGUCUCGGUGCGAAUUGUUGUAGCAGCCCGGCACACAGCAGGUGAAGCCCGGCAUGGCUGGGCCGGGGAAAACGGCCUCGAGGGGGGGGGCCCACCGAACUACAGCUCCCACAAGGCCAACCGCGACCUCUUGCCGCCGGCCGACACCGCCCGCCGCGGCAACACCGGAACUACGCGGACCACAAUGCACCACGGCGACAGCGCCGAGCCGGAACUACCCGCCCCACACUGCGCUGCUCGCCCGCCCCCGCCAGGGCCCCGCCCACUCCCGUGAGGCGCCGCGCGGGCGCGCGCGCGCUCUUAGAGUGCCGUGACCGCCUAGGUUAGUGGUCGCUAUGUCCGCCGCGGCUUGAUUACCGGAGCGGCAGCCAUAUUCACCCGCCGCUCAUCCGCCCGCGUCUUGGUCACCAGAGAGGCCGCCAUGUCCGCCAGCCGCUCAUCCUCCCGCCUCUCGUCCACCGGAGCGGCUGCUGGUCUGGCCCGCCGCUCAUCCUCCCGCCGCUCGACCAGCGGAGCAGCAGCCAAGUUGAUGGAUGGGGCCCGGGAGAGGAUACAGGAAGAAGUAAGGGGAGAGAAAGCCGAGACCAGAUCUAAUCGAAAAAAGAAUUUGAUGAGGCAGGGGCCACUGUUAUGUGAUGUUACUAGUGACACACCACGGACUUUGAUCAAGAAAAUCAUCCACAUCUUUCCACCAGCUUCACCUGUGGUACCUGACGUAUCAAAACAUGAAGAACCAGCAGUGGCAGCAGAAGAAGCUCAAGCAGAACUCCCAGCUGAGGGGUUUUCCAACAUGGAGGAAAUGCAGCUGCCAGAGCUUGUUCCUGAGGAGAGAGCUGUCUUCACAUGUCAUAUGAAUAAGGAAACAAAGCAACUCAAAAUUUCUGAAUUUGAGAGAGCAGUAAACCAACAACUUGCCCAGAACCAAGUGCCAUCACUGCUGGACAGCACUGUGGCUGGCAUGUCUCUCGGAUACUUGGUCCAGCCAGACACUGUUGAAAGGAGACACCUGUGCCGGAGGCCAAAGAAUCGCAAACCUGUUGACAUAAAAGCUUUUGAAGACAAAGUUGAACAGGAUAUGCUGAGGAGAAAAGCACAGAGCUAUCCUGUGGACUCAGAAAUGUCACCUGCAAGUCAAACAACCAGGCUGACAAGUGUGGGUACAGGAGAGAGAAGGAUGCAAGGAUAUUCUCAGGACUUAGUUCUUGAUCACGAGCAUGUUUAUAGUACGACUCCUGUAUCUUCAAAAUCGCCUGAAAACCCACCAGAAAAUAAGCAAGAUCAUUCCCAGUGGACUAACGCAAUGGAUCAGCUUUCUGUUUCAGAAGAAGCAGUGGUUGGCAAAGCAGCCCCUUCAGAAGAAGAGGGAAUAGCAGAAGGAGGCGUUGAAUACCAAGACUCUCCUGAAGCUGAGCGUGAUAUUGCCCAAGGUAUUGGAGCUGGAAGUCUGAGUAAGCAUUCUAAUCCUACCUUCUCUGAAAAAUCUGGGAUGGAGCCCUUGAAAGAUGCUGUUGAACAAGCAGAUGAACUAGAGGACCAGUUUAUUUUGGUAGAAUUGGGUGGUCUAGAAGAAGAGCCUAUUGAGAAUGAAGCUGAAGAUGCUGAGAAUGAAAAUGAUUUCAUGAAGACGCCCCCAUUUAUCCAUGCUGCAGCCUGCAAGCCACCAACUCCAUCACUUGCAAAACCUGCUGCUCCUGAGCCUCCUCUGCAGCCACAGCAGGCAGAGCCAGUUCUAAAGUGCUCACAGAAAAAAACAUUGGAGCCUAAAAUGCCAAGUAGUUUGGUAAAGAGAGUAUUUAAGGACUAUGUGAAAAUGCCAGUGGCCACAGAAUCAUUCGGAAUUGUUGAAAAAUGCACCAAGAAAUACUUCAAGCGGCUCUGGAGUGAUCUAGCAGCUUUCGCCAACCAUGCUGGGAGGAAGACAGUGGAAGCGUCUGAUGUGGAAGUCCUCAUGAGAAGACAAAGGCUGGUGACAGAUGAGAUACCGCUGCAUGUGCUGAUUGAGCGUCACCUCCCUAUGGAUUAUAGGAAGCUCCUGAUUCCAGUUGCUAUGAGUGGAAAUAAAGUGAUCCCUGAAAUUAAACACAAAGGCAGCUGCAGGGUACGGAAAGAUGCCUGAUGGCUGGCACUGCUCCAUGCAGUGUUUUUUUUACCAGUAACCAGUGGGGCAGUGAGCGGUCAAUGUCUCCUGGAGAUGAUGUUGUGCUGUGGCUGUCAUCAAUUGUUACCACAAAUAAUUUGACUGUCCUGAAUUUGUUGUAACCUCUGAAUGUUUGUACAUCAUGAUAAAUAAAGUAUGUGUUCUGCACAACGCAAA
Molecule: messenger RNA, 2492 nt
Organism: Melopsittacus undulatus (budgerigar)
Lineage: Eukaryota; Metazoa; Chordata; Aves; Psittaciformes; Psittaculidae
Gene: CENPT
Product: centromere protein T
Exons: 13
Coding region: 600-2294 (564 amino acids)
Biological process (GO): chromosome segregation; mitotic cell cycle; kinetochore assembly
Cellular component (GO): kinetochore
Molecular function (GO): protein heterodimerization activity; DNA binding
Source: RefSeq, a predicted model, not a curated record